CCCGACGGUCCCGCCUCCUCGCGCCCGCCGCGGGGAAGCUUUGAAAAAGUUCUCAGGUUGAGGAGCAUGGCUGCUAAGAAACUAAGAAGAGCACUGUUGUCUCAGGAGCUGUGUGAGAGGCUGAGUCGCUGUCAGAUCACUACCUGUCAGGACUUCUUAUGUCUUUCCCUCUUGGAGCUAAUGAAAGUGACGGGACAGAGCUACUAUGAGGUGCAGAAGCUUCUUUGUAAAGUCAGCCGAGCUUGUGCUCCCAAAAUGCAGACAGCUUAUGAAAUGAAACUAAGGAAGUCUGUCAGUCCCUCUUCAGCCUUUUUAUCCACCACGCUGCAUAGUUUGGAUAGAGUCUUGCAUGGUGGAGUACCUUGUGGGUCCCUCACAGAGAUAACUAGCCCACCAGGUUGUGGCAAAACUCAAUUUUGUAUUAUGCUGAGUGUUCUGGCUACACUGCCUCUAAGCAUGGGAGGACUAGAUGGGGCAGUUAUAUACAUUGACACAGAGUCUGCAUUCAGUGCUGAAAGGUUGAUUGAGAUAGCAGGAAACAGGUUCCCUACUUAUUUUGACUCAGAUGAAAAGGUGUUCUGCAUGACCCGUAGCAUUCACCUCUAUCGAGAACUGACCUGUUGCAGUGUAUUACAGAGGAUUAUGUCUUUGGAAGAAGAAAUUAUUUCAAAGAAAGUUAAACUCAUAAUAAUUGACUCUGUUGCUUCAGUUGUCAGAAAGGAGUUUGACACAAAACUUCAAGGCAAUCUGGCAGAGAGAAGUAACUUUUUGACUAAAGGAGCAUCAGUGUUGAAGUAUUUGGCAGAGGAGUUCUCAAUACCAGUUAUUUUGACAAAUCAGAUUACCACAUCGCUGAGCAAUGGCCCUGCGAUCCAGGCAGACCUGGUGUCUCCAGCUGAUGAUUUGUCCCUGUCUGAAGUCCUGCUGCCAAAUGGAGUGAAAACACUGAAGGAAUUAUCAAGUGAACUGAGGAGCCCCCAGAGAUCAGAGGCUGUUGGGGCUUCUGUAAGUGGGAAGAAGGAUUCUGGUUGUGUGACAGCAGCCCUUGGCAACACGUGGAGUCACAGCGUCAACACCAGGCUCAUACUACAAUAUCAUGACUUGCCAAAAAGACAGCUCCUGGUUGCUAAAUCGCCUGUUUCUCCAUUCUCCGCUUUUUUCUACACCAUUGAGAAAUCAGGCUUGGUUCUUCAGGGAUACGAUAACACUUCUCUUGCAAAAACUGUUUCAUUAACAGAAAGAUAA
Lepidothrix coronata (blue-crowned manakin) is the source of this 1245-nucleotide messenger RNA. RefSeq names its product RAD51 paralog B (gene RAD51B). Gene Ontology annotation, cellular component: Rad51B-Rad51C-Rad51D-XRCC2 complex. Gene Ontology annotation, biological process: double-strand break repair via homologous recombination. The coding region runs from base 67 to 1245 and encodes 392 amino acids. Gene Ontology annotation, molecular function: ATP hydrolysis activity; DNA binding; ATP-dependent DNA damage sensor activity. Lineage: Eukaryota; Metazoa; Chordata; Aves; Passeriformes; Pipridae. The record is from RefSeq and is a predicted model, not a curated record. The transcript has 12 exons.